This is a messenger RNA of Schistosoma margrebowiei, 225 nucleotides long. Lineage: Eukaryota; Metazoa; Platyhelminthes; Trematoda; Strigeidida; Schistosomatidae. The record is from the annotation of a GenBank genome assembly.
AUGUCUAGAAUAUCAGUUUCUUCUUUGAUUAUAGAAUGUAUUAUAGUUAGCUCUUUAUCUGAAGAAACUGUUAUUUAUUUAUCAAAAGUACGAUCUAUUUUCAUAAGAAUACAAAUAAUUCAAGUCUCUAUAUGUUUGAAAUUUUUUAUAGUGAAUUGGAAUAACGUGAAGUUUUCCUUAUAUUUCUGCUGUGUUGAGAUUAGUGGGACAAAUUAUGCUAAAUAA